CUUACAAAGAAACAGACAGAUGAUUUAGGUGAUAAUGAAGGUGCUGAAGAUGAAGAUAUCCGAGAUAGUGGCGGCCCCAAACCAGUGAUGGUGUAUAUACAUGGAGGCUCAUACAUGGAAGGCACUGGUAAUUUGUUUGAUGGGAGUGUCCUGGCAAGCUAUGGAAAUGUAAUAGUCAUUACAGUCAACUACCGCCUUGGGGUCCUUGGUUUUCUGAGCACCGGCGAUCAAGCUGCAAAGGGAAACUAUGGCCUCCUUGACCUUAUUCAAGCCUUACGUUGGACUAGUGAAAAUAUUGGUUUCUUUGGUGGCGACCCCUUAAGAAUAACGGUUUUUGGAUCUGGUGCUGGUGCAUCUUGUGUCAAUCUUUUAACUUUAUCCCAUUAUUCAGAAGGUAACCGUUGGAGCAAUUCAACCAAAGGUCUUUUUCAAAGAGCAAUUGCACAAAGUGGAACUGCCCUCUCCAGUUGGGCAGUUAGCUUUCAACCUGCCAAAUAUGCCCGGAUAUUAGCUACAAAGGUAGGAUGCAACAUGUCAGACACGGUAGAACUGGUAGAAUGUCUGCAGAAAAAGCCUUACAAAGAACUUGUGGAUCAAGAUAUACAACCGGCUCGGUAUCACAUUGCUUUUGGUCCAGUUAUCGAUGGUGAUGUCAUUCCUGAUGAUCCACAGAUAUUGAUGGAACAAGGGGAGUUCCUGAACUAUGAUAUUAUGUUAGGCGUAAAUCAAGGAGAAGGACUUAAAUUUGUGGAGAGCAUCGUGGACCAUGAAGAUGGCAUAUCUGCGAGUGACUUUGACUUUGCUGUUUCAAACUUUGUGGAUAAUUUGUAUGGAUACACAGAAGGAAAAGAUAUCAUGAGGGAAACAAUAAAAUUUAUGUAUACUGAUUGGGCAGAUCGUCAUAAUCCUGAAACAAGAAGAAAAACCUUGUUGGCUUUGUUCACUGACCACCAGUGGGUUGCUCCAGCAGUGGCAACUGCAGAUCUGCACUCAAACUUUGGUUCUCCAACUUACUUUUAUGCCUUUUAUCAUCAUUGCCAAACAGAUCAAGUGCCUGCAUGGGCAGAUGCGUCCCAUGGGGAUGAAGUUCCUUAUGUCUUUGGGAUUCCUAUGAUUGGUCCCACUGAGCUAUUUCCUUGUAACUUCUCCAAAAAUGAUGUAAUGCUAAGUGCCGUUGUGAUGACAUAUUGGACCAACUUUGCUAAGACAGGGGAUCCAAAUCAACCAGUGCCCCAGGAUACAAAAUUCAUCCACACAAAACCAAAUCGAUUUGAAGAGGUUGCAUGGACUAGAUAUUCUCAAAAGGACCAGCUGUAUUUACACAUUGGCUUGAAACCUAGGGUUAAAGAGCACUAUAGGGCUAAUAAAGUGAACCUGUGGUUAGAACUUGUACCCCAUCUUCAUGUUAUCAAUGACCUUACCACAACUAAAGGGCCAUCCACAGAUAUAACUUCUAGGCCAACAAGAAAAAUCAUUGUUCCUGUAACUUCAGCUUUUCCAACUAUAAAUGAAGAUAAUUUUAAACAGCAACCAAGUCCAUUUUCUUUAGAGAGAGACUAUUCAACAGAGCUAAGUGUUACGAUAGCAGUCGGGGCAUCUUUGCUCUUUCUUAAUAUUUUGGCUUUUGCGGCUUUAUACUAUAAAAAAGAUAAGAGGAGGCAUGACGUGCACAGAAGAUGUAGUCCCCAACGCAACACUGCAAAUGAUAUAGCUCAUGCGCAGGAAGAAGAAAUAAUGUCUCUGCAAAUGAAGCACACUGACUUGGACCAUGAAUGUGAAUCUAUCCAUCCUCAUGAGGUUGUCCUCAGAAAUGCCUGUCCUCCAGACUACACCCUAGCAAUGAGAAGAUCUCCAGAUGACAUUCCUCUAAUGACCCCUAAUACCAUAACAAUGAUUCCUAACACUAUACAAGGGAUUCAACCCAUACACGCCUUCAAUACCUUUACUGCGGGACAGAACAACACACUUCCACAUCCUCAUCCACACCCACAUCCGCAUUCACAUUCUACAACUAGAGUAUAGCCAGAGUAGAUAAAUCACAGACUUUAUUUUUUGAUGUAUUACAGUAGAUGACAUUAAUUGGAAUUCCUUGGCUUUUCAACUUGCGGGACUGUUGCUAUUUAAAUAUGGAGGAGUACAAUGUGUAUAAUGCAUAUACAUAUAUAAAAAAAAGAAACUUUGGAAAUUUUAGAAAAAAAAUCAUUGUAAAUAUUGAAAUGGACAAAAAAAAACAAAUAUGGCAAUUGAAACAAUUGUUGCAAAUGAUAGUUUUUUUCAUUCAUAUUCAAAUGUUAAUUUUUUAAGAUUUAUGUUACAAAA
Messenger RNA from Spea bombifrons (plains spadefoot toad), 2319 nucleotides. RefSeq names its product neuroligin 1 (gene NLGN1). Gene Ontology annotation, biological process: chemical synaptic transmission; neuron cell-cell adhesion; presynaptic membrane assembly. NCBI's taxonomy places the organism in Eukaryota, Metazoa, Chordata, Amphibia, Anura, Pelobatidae. Gene Ontology annotation, molecular function: signaling receptor activity; neurexin family protein binding. The coding region runs from base 88 to 2022 and encodes 644 amino acids. Gene Ontology annotation, cellular component: cell surface; postsynaptic specialization membrane; synapse. The transcript is spliced from 5 exons. The record is from RefSeq and is a predicted model, not a curated record.